AGUCAUCAGGAAUAAUUGCUUGUGGGUUGGUGGAAAGAGGCACGGGUCCAUAACUCUUAGACCAGAGUUAUAGCACUGUAGAUCAAACUGUUCUUCAGUGCUUGUGAGAAAGAUAAGAAGUGCAAGAUAUGUGGAGAAGGUGCCUGUAAGUGAAGGCAGUUAACAAGGUGGUGGGUACCGAUACCAACACUAGCAACAGCAUAAUAAUUGUACUGUAGUUGUAACGGUGCAUGGGCGGAAUCGUCGUUCAAUUGCUCAGGGUAAGGGCUCGGAAGUGGCCAAUUUAUCCUGUGCAACCUGUAAGAAGAAAUACACACAAUAUGACCAGCAAUUUUUACCAAAAAUGGGCAUUACAUACACCUGUUCCUCAGGGACCCCAUGUUGUUGGGUGUGCAGAUAUCCUGGUAGGAAAAACUGCGGAGGGAACUUUGAUGAGACUCUUUUAUCCAUCCAAAGUAAAAGAUCUUCAGAGUCAAAAAGAGAACUGGACACCGUGGCACCUUGGAGAUGAGUAUACGAGAGGGCUGGCUACCUUCAUUGCCCCUGCCAUACCUUCUCUCUUUAGCAUGUUAUUCAACUGGCAAACAGGAAGUGCAACUACAGCAGCUGUUUGGGAACCUCCUAUGGCUGAGGGUAAAUUUCCCAUUGUGGUGUUUGCCCAUGGCCUGGGUGCCAAUCGCUCCAUCUACAGCACUGUUUGCAGUGAACUUGCUUCACAUGGCUUUGCAGUAGCAGCUAUAGAGCACAGAGACAGUUCCGCAUGUGCAUCUUUCACAAUCAAUGACAAAGGAGAAAAGGAAUUCAUUCUCUUCAAAGCACUUACUCCAGGAACUAAGGAAUAUGAACUCAGGAACAGCCAGCUAAAAGUGCGGGUGAAAGAAGGCAUCAGAGCACUAGAUGUCUUGGAAAAGCUCAACAAGGGGGGUGUGAAAAAUGACCUGCCCUCUACCUUUGACCUGGAGCAGCUUGCUGGUCGUCUUGACCUGUCCAAGCCCAUUAUGGCAGGACAUUCCUUUGGGGGUGCAACAACCCUUUGCAUUCUAGCCGAGGACAAAAGAUUCACAAUGGGAGUUGCUCUAGACCCAUGGAUGUUCCCUAUUAAAGUAGACAUUGACACCUUAGCACCAAAGAUAACGCAGCCUUUGCUAUGCAUAAACACUGAAGCCUUCCAAGCCGAAGCCAACAUGAAUGCUAUGAGGAAGCUGAACUUGGACACGACAACUUUUGUGACGAUAAAGGGAACAGUACAUCAGAAUCAGUGUGACACCCCAUACCUUGUAGGUCCCAUUGGUCGCAUCUUUGCUGGGGCUUCCUCCCCUCUUGACCCUCUGAUGGCCAAUGAUAUCAACAACAGAAUAAUGAUCAAUUACAUCUGCAAGCAGCUUGGUAUGAAGCCAGAAUUUUGCAACCAAUAUGAGGCAUAUUUAGAGAACCACAAGGAUAAAGUGGUACAUGGCCUACAUGGGACUGGGAAAGGAAUGCUGGGUUGGGAUCCGGGGUACAACCGUAUCUGAUUGCAUGUUAGUCAGUGGAUAAUAUGGUGGAGGUGCAUAUAUUAGUGUGGUUGCAAGGAAUGGCUGAGGUUGAGUAAAGCUUUUGCUGGAAGGUGCAAAGGCAUGUGCCAUGGUGUUGGUGCAUGAUGUAAAAGAUGGACUGUAGUGUGCUGAAAUUUGGCUUAGCCAGUGAGGUGCCUCCUUAUUUUUGUUUAGAUCCCUACUGUACUCUAUGUAUGUGUGAUACUUUAUUAUGCCAAAUGAGUAGAGAGCAUUUAUCAUCAUUACUAUCAUUAUUAUUAUUAUUAUUAUUAUUAUUAUUAUUAUUAUUAUUAUUAUUAUUAUUAUUAUUAUUAUUUGUUUUUGUUUUUAAGUCAUUGUGUUUGAGAGUAAGAUAUUUUUUUUCCUAAUCCUUGCUAUGUUUCCAAAUCCCUUUUACUAAAAAUUUGUGCUAAAAGGUCAGUAAAUAAGAAUAGAUGUUGAUAAGGGAUUUAAUUCUGAUGAUUAACAAUUUACGCACAUAUAUAUAUAAAUAUAUAAAUAUAUAAAUAUGUGUGUGAAGUAAUGUCUCCAUCAGUUUCACUGUCCUUUAAAUAGAUAAUGAAAUGUAAUAUAGAGAUAUUUUCAUUAUGAAACAAUAAACAUAUACUUACAGCUGGUCUUUUGUAUACACUUUACAUAUAUUUGUUGCCAGAAAUCAUUUUAUUAUUCACUACUGUCUUCAAGAAUAUACAGAAACAUUAAAAUAUUUUUGAUACUCUUAACAAUACCAAAACUAUGUCCAUUUUACAACAUUAUGUCAUCAUUAUUGUUCUUCCAACAUGUGAAGUUUAUGUAUUUUAAGAAGUUCUCAGUAGGCCUGCUAUUAACUGGAAUAUGGUCACCGAGAGCUCUUUCAGACCCUUUAUAAUUAGAAACCUUGCGUCAUUCACUUUUUUCACCCCUGAUAUUGAAUAAAUAUUUUUUUCCAACAUCAA
Molecule: messenger RNA, 2470 nt
Organism: Penaeus vannamei (Pacific white shrimp)
Lineage: Eukaryota; Metazoa; Arthropoda; Malacostraca; Decapoda; Penaeidae
Product: platelet-activating factor acetylhydrolase
Molecular function (GO): 1-alkyl-2-acetylglycerophosphocholine esterase activity
Source: RefSeq, a predicted model, not a curated record